This is a messenger RNA of Penicillium soppii, 429 nucleotides long. RefSeq lists its product as uncharacterized. Bases 1 to 429 code for a protein of 142 amino acids. The record is from RefSeq and is a predicted model, not a curated record. Lineage: Eukaryota; Fungi; Ascomycota; Eurotiomycetes; Eurotiales; Aspergillaceae. The transcript is spliced from 2 exons.
AUGUUGAUUGAGACAACGCAGAUCCAAGUUCAUGGAUCUGUAAGGGCCGCCAGUCACUGCUGGAUGGUUCAAACGGUGGUCAAUUUGAAGCAAGAACUAUGUUUUCAUAACGAGCCUGCCGGUACCACCAUCGAAGUCCCGAAGGCAAUGUGGGCUUCGCAUCCUGUACCUUUGGCGCUUUCUCCAAGUUUCGAAACGUGCAAUAUCAAACGCAGCUACCAGUUGGUAUUGCGCCUGGGAUUCCAGAACGGGAUGUCUAGAUGUCGAGUGUUGGUUCGCGAGUUCCAGUUUCCUGUUCACAUUAUGGCCACACAAGCUCCAGAUCUACACCGAUUGUCGAGACAUAGGCCGGUAGACGCGCUCAUCGCUAGUUCCGAGUCAAAUCUCGACACAGAGGAUCAUAGCGAAGAAAGUUUUGGUCUAAGUUAG